Medioppia subpectinata is the source of this 1705-nucleotide messenger RNA. NCBI's taxonomy places the organism in Eukaryota, Metazoa, Arthropoda, Arachnida, Sarcoptiformes, Oppiidae. The record is from the annotation of a GenBank genome assembly.
AUGGAGGCAUCGGUUUUGGGCGAUUCAAUUGGUGUCGAGGAUUGGCGUCAAAGAGAGUCCAAAGAGUUGUCAGAAUUGGUUCAAAGUCGGAUCCAUGAACUCCAGAAUCCUUAUGGCUUUUCGUCGGGUUUAAGUGAUAUCGUUUGGUGUCUAAUCGCCGGCUAUUACUCCAACCGUACAGUCGUUUUGCUCUCUAAACGAUACCAUUAUUUAAAUGAAGGCUCGCAAAAGUGGACCCAUUUUUUCAAACCUCUUAGCGAUACUUGCGAUGAAAGUAUGUUUGAAAACGUCUCAUCCGGUCACUCGACGUCUAAUCCAUUAUUUACCAAAAUCUAUUGGCAAGAGAAUAGUGGCCAUGCAUUCAAACCCAUUGGUUUGGUGGUUGGACUUCACGUGAGGCGGACCGACAAGAUUGGCGUUGAGAGCAGUUUUCAUAACGUAAGCGAAUAUAUGGUUCACAUUAAAGACUUUUACGAUGGCAUCGGUUUAUUGAACGACACGAUUGAACGCAAAGUCUAUUUGGCGACUGACGACCCCCAGGUAUGUCGAGUGGCGUAUGAAUUGAUGCAAAACAACUACUUUGACGCCGGCUUUAAAGGCCAGUCCAUUGAUCUGCCCUUUCAUUACGAGACAGCGUUCAACUCUCCCCGAGUUGUCAUAUAUAACCACUUCUCUUCAUCAGACAAACAGUGGUCUCUUAGGACCGGAGAUAUGAUGUACUCGAGGAAUGGCGAAGACUUCUUGAGUCAGGCGAGGAAUGGCAAGAAAUACGACUCUUAUUAUUACGGGACGGACGCCGACAAAACUGAUUACCGUUUAUAUCCCGCUCGGCCACCGAAUGGCCGUUACUUCCGGCGCUCGUAUCGGACGGCACCUCCGGGUCUGGUGCCGGCCAUCAUCUCAUGUCAGGCAUCCGUUUGUCUCAUUAUGUUUGGCAUAUUCUUCCUCAUCGCCGGAAGUAUCGCCCGAUUCGUCGCCGGCGACGACAGUCCGCCCUCUAAGGACUUCGACACCCCUUUCUUCAACAAAGGUCGGGAGGAGUUUGCGAGAGGACCCAGAAUUGUCGGGACAAUCCUAUUGUGUGUCGGAGCCGUCAUGACUGGAAUCGCUGUCUUGGGAUUUGUGACGGCAUUUGUCUUAUACCGUAAAUACGAGCGCAACAGACGGUCGGGAAUGGUUGCCGUCGGUAACCCUCACACUAUUGCCAAUCCUCAGGUCUUGGGACCCACGCCUACCUCUGGUGUCGAUUACCCGACUCAAGCGGGCUAUCAAUACGGACCCGGAUAUCAGGCGGUGUCUCAGAACGUGGUCUAUAGCGCGACCACUGAACCGACCGUUUAAUCACCACAACUCUUAAGCCACACCAAAGCCAUUGCGUGCCAUUUGUAUGACAAUUACAGUACUAUUCAAAGCAAAUCUCUAUCCGUCUGUUUGGUAGACAAGAAUCUCUAUAUUAUUGAUCUUUUAAUAAUCAAGUGAUAAAUCAAAUCAAAAUUGUUUUCAUUAUAUUUAAAAACUCUGUCAUUAUUUAGAAAUCAAAGAUCUGUUUAUAAAAUACUAGUUUUUAUUAUUUUUAUAAAAACGCACAAAAUCUUAAAACUAUUUCAGUAUUUCUAUCAUUUAUAUAAUUUUUAACUUAAGCUUUUAACGUGAAAUUAUUAAUUCAUAUAUUUAUUACACAAUAAAAUAUAAUCAAUUUGAGACA